Triplophysa dalaica is the source of this 4325-nucleotide messenger RNA. Its product is annotated as EF-hand calcium-binding domain-containing protein 6. The transcript has 19 exons. The coding region runs from base 871 to 3552 and encodes 893 amino acids. Gene Ontology annotation, molecular function: calcium ion binding. Gene Ontology annotation, cellular component: nucleoplasm. Lineage: Eukaryota; Metazoa; Chordata; Actinopteri; Cypriniformes; Nemacheilidae. The record is from RefSeq and is a predicted model, not a curated record.
UGCGUUAUUGCUGUUGCUGCUAUUAUGCCAUUUUAAAACGGCUUGUUGAAUCGAGUCCUUAAAUUUAUGAUAAUAUCCGGAUUGAAUAGUCUAUUCUAUGUCAAAGGAACCAGUUGACCCCCCUCGAUCUUCGUUGGGUCUGUUGCCUGGCCACAGUACAGCAUUAUCUCCUUGAACGUUUAUUGAAACCAGGAGUAGGAUCUUUUAAAACAAUAGGGCCUACUUGGACAGUGUCCCAGGCCAGUUAGGACACAUGCAGCUCAAAUUUCCUCAGCCAAUUUAACAUAAUCUCUCGUUAUUUCUCGAUAGUCUAUUAUUGACUUAAAAGUGUUUUUUAUUUUGGAAAUUAAUCGGUAAAUCUUUUACUUUUCUUUUAUUUGCGAUGUGCUUAAGAGUGUCCUUAAUCUGACAAAACACUUCACGCAACUCCUCAACUAAAAUAACUGAUAUGACGUUAUUCUGCAAUAUUAGCUAUAAUAGCAACAAUAUAAAAUAUUAAUAAUUGUAUGUCCUCGGGUAGCUAAGUAUACGUGCGUUACUCUUUUAGGUUUUGUGCGUGAGCAUCAUGCGCAUUAACAUCUCGUGCAACUGGUAGGCGCGAGCGUUUGCUGUUGCUAACAGCAACCUGGAUCUCUUCUGUAAAACAUUGGGGCGACUGUAUCUCCAUUUAUUUUCGCUUUUGUACUUUGUACUACACAAAACCUCUUUUUUAUUUAAGAAAUUAAUAACAACUCAGAGAUAGACUUUAACAUAUUGAUAAAUUGAGACUUCCUGGCGCAAUUCAAUCUCUUUUGAAACAAGAGCGCUUGGGAACAAAAGCUGAGAGUUGAGAAAAGUUACAAUUUAAAAAAAGUUAUUAUUUCAACCAGGAUGUCCACGGCGGCUUCUUUACGCCUUCCUGCAAUUCAACAUCCUCUAUCAAGACUUGGAGAUCCAGAGCUCAUCUCACUCAGGGGUUAUUCAAGAGACGGCAGCAGAGAUGGAUGCUGGAUCCCCAAGAGAAGAAUCAGACCUCAGUCUCCAGACACGGAGAGUCUGGAUUCAGCUUUUCGCAGUCAGAGCAGCAUGAGUAGCAUCAGCUCUAUAAUGGAGAAAAGAAGAGGAGUAGAUAUUCCACAGCAGAUCCCAGAGGGAGACGAGGCCAUCUACGACUCUGAUAAACCCAAGCUAUCUGCCUACCGUCACAAGAUGGCAUCAGAGAAUCGCUCCAUAAGUAGAGCUUCUGGUACAACGUACUCUAGCAAUGAGGCAUGGGUGACAGAUCGAACUGAUCAGUUGGAGGAUGUACUUAAAGACCGUAUUCAAACCACAGGAGCUUUGACCCUCAAAAUCCUGUUCAAGAACAACCACCCUGAUGGAAAACCUCUGGUCAACAGAUAUGCACUACUUGAGAUUGUAACAAAGUUCUUGAGGCGUCAAGUGACUGCUAAACAACUAAAAGACCUUCUACUACGUCUGCACCUUUCUGAUCGAACUCUUAUCAGUUUUGAAGAUUUUUAUGGCGCACUGAAGGACCCAGAGUCUAAAAAAAAUAACCCAGUAGGUCAACUCACGAUUCCUCAGAUACUAGCUCUGCUGAGAGGGCCUGCACGCAGCAGAUUUCUGCAGAGUGUGGAGGUUUUAUGUAAAUCUGACAAUGUGACCGAAAGCUGGAUUUCUGCUCCAGAGUUUCGAAAUAUUCUCAAUAAACUUAAACUUCCCCUGAAAGAUCCUGAGUUUGAAAAAUUAUGGAAAAGGUUAGAUGUGGAUGGAUUUGGGGCAGCUAAACAGACUGUUUUACUUAAGAAAUUGGGAUUGAGUAGAAGAAUUGAACCAAACAAUGAGAAAAACCACCACGUCUCCAUUACAGCCAAAGCUGAGGACAUGAAAGCAUCCUCUGGGAGAACGCUCUCUAAGGCAGAAGAGGAACGUCGCGCGUCUAUCGCCAUGGAGACAUGGCUGAAGGACAAAUUCAGAGAAGGAGCUCAGAGGAUGAAAGCGGAGUUUGAAAAACUGGAUGCAGAGAACAGCGGAAAGGUGAGGGGGGAAGACUUUCUGCAGGUCCUGAGGAAGUUUGAUCUCCACCUGAGGAGAGAACACCUCGGCAUGUUCUUGUCUCGCUGUGGUCUGAAGCUUAGAAAGGGUAGUGUGCAUUAUUUAAACUUCCUGUGUAAUUUCCAGGACAGAAGUUCAGAUGGAAUCACGCACAAGAUCAUCUCUAACCCAAAACACAGGUUUCAUUCUAAGGAGAAUAGCAGUUGUGUUUCCUCUCUAAGUGCCAUUGAAGCCAAAUUAACCAACCUGUUUCAGUCAGAGUACCUCUCUCUCCUUCAGACCUUUCAGAACAUUGAUAAGUUCAAUAAAGGAACUGUUAGUCAGGAGGAAUUCAGAGCAGCGAUGGAGAGCAGGUUUGGCCUGGAGAUUUCCGACCCUCAGUUUGAGCAGCUGUUGGACAGGCUACCUCUUGACCAUCGCGGAAACGUGCAGUACCCCAUCUUCAUGGCAGCCUUUGACACCAGGAAAGGAGUUCCCAGCCUCUUCAAGCCUGUUGCUCAGCUUGCCGGUCACGAUUCAGAUGAAGAGAGGGGCUCAGUGGAACAAAAUCGAAGUGACCUUGAGUUGUUUAGGGUCAUAAGAACUGUGGUGGCAAACCGCUACAGAGAUUUACUGAGAGAGUUUGAGGAGCUGGAUGAGAAGAACACCAGGCGUCUCGCUCAAGAAGAGAUGUAUCAGCUACUUAAAAGGUUAGAGCUCCAUCCUGAGGUCACUCGCGGAGAGGUGCGGAGGUUGUGGACCUCGUUGUUCACCCAGCAGGACGGAACUGUGGACUUUCAACAGUUUAUUCGUCAUUUUGGCCCAUCGCCCAGAUCCUGCUGUUACCCUAAUGCCAAGCACAAUCCCCCCAAACGUGGAGAUAAUGACCUCAUGCGCCUCUCCAAAACACUCAACUGUGUCUCAGAUAUACUAGUGGAUGCGCUUCGGGCCAAGGUGGAGCUGUGCGUUUCUGAUCUCUGGACUGAGUUUUCCGAGAUGGAUUUUGCUGGAACUGGCUUUGUUAGCAGUGAGGAAUUCAAAGAGAUCCUUAUGAAUCUCUGUGUUCUUCUCAGCCAGCAUGAGUGUGAUGUGCUGGCCAAGAAGUUUGACAUCAACAACGAUGGCAGAGUAUCCUACACAGAGUUCCUAAGGCCUUUCCUAUCCCAGAGUCAAACAUGGAAGCAUGGAACCAACAUGGCAACUGCUUUGCAGUCGCCUAGAGAAACUAAAGAAAUAGGCACCCCAGGAGCGCUAAGCCGCAAGAUCAGGCGCAAGCUCCGGCGUAAGGCCAAUGCUCUGCACAGGGCCUGCGGCCGGUUGGACGGCUCUGACACUGGGCUUCUCUCUGUGGCUGAGCUGGGUGCUGUCCUGCAGCUGUGUGGCGUGUGUGAGAGCCAGGAAGAGCUGAGAAGCGUGUUCUCCACCCUUCACGCACACCCCUCUGGACUGCUGGACUACCGCCCGCUCUUAAUUGACAAACACAGGACAUCCAGUUGCAGCCAGCAAACCAAACACCAGCUCAGCCAAAGAAGUCAAUAGGUCCACUCAAGGAUGAAGCCCAAGGAACCCAAGAUUGUCUUCCUUUCAGCCCUUCCACAAUGGAGCAACCCCCUGCCAAACUUGCAAAAACUCUCCCACCUUCUCCAGAAUCCUCCUUCUUUCACUUUACUUUAGUGCCAUACAACUUACUUAAAGAAAGACUUGAAGGCGGUGGGAUGGAUACAGACUUUGAAAGAAAGGAUUGAAAUGCUUAAGUCACUAUCUGGAGAGAAUUACUCUUGCCUGGUAUCAACAUACUCAGGAUAUUCCAGAAAGUCCACCAACAUACAUGCAUCUUUCUUUUGCUCUGUCUGUCUUUCUCUUAAUACAUAGGUGAAAACUGUAGUUUCGGAUUGAUUUCAGGGUGUCAAAAACGUGCGAGACGGGGGAGGAAAGGGGUGUGGCUCUCUUCUUCUUUGCCAUUGUAGAGGCCAAGAAGAGUAAAACCCUCUACAGUUAAAAGGGGGACAUAAGUGCCAACAUCUCCGAAAUAAUCAACGUCAUGGCUGACUGGAACUUGGUAAAAUUAUAUGCACUGACAGCAAGUUCUUUUCUUUUCCACUUUGGUGGCCAUUUCUCUCCUAAACUAAUCCUGAUCACAUUGAACAACUGUCUGUCUGAUUUGCUUAAGUAUGGAAAUGACAUGUAUUGUCCAGACUGACUCAGUUGUGACAUAUUAUUUAAGAAGAGUAACAAAAGUAGUUUUAAAUUAAUUGCAGCCUUCUGUGUCUUAUAAUGGGCCUACAGCAAAUAUCAGUGUAUUGGACGUGGAC